AUGAGCGGGGGCCGCUUUGACUUUGACGAUGGUGGAGCGUACUGUGGGGGCUGGGAAGGGGGGAAGGCACAUGGGCACGGACUGUGCACUGGCCCCAAGGGCCAGGGUGAAUACUCAGGCUCCUGGAAUUUUGGCUUUGAAGUGGCGGGCGUCUACACCUGGCCCAGUGGGAAUACCUUUGAGGGAUACUGGAGCCAGGGCAAACGACAUGGGCUUGGCAUAGAGACCAAGGGGCGCUGGCUUUACAAGGGGGAGUGGACACAUGGCUUCAAGGGGCGCUACGGAAUCCGGCAGAGCACGAGCAGCGGUGCCAAGUAUGAGGGCACUUGGAACAAUGGCCUACAGGACGGCUAUGGCACGGAGACCUAUGCAGAUGGAGGGACCUACCAAGGCCAGUUCACCAACGGUAUGCGGCAUGGCUACGGCGUGCGCCAAAGUGUGCCCUACGGGAUGGCAGUGGUGGUGCGCUCCGCGCUGCGCACGUCGCUGUCCUCACUGCGCAGUGAGCACAGCAAUGGCACGGUGGCUCCGGACUCGCCGGCGGCGGACGGGCCCGUGCUGCCCUCGCCCCCGGUACCGAGAGGUGGCUUCGCGCUCAGCCUGCUAGCCACCACAGAGGCUGCGCGUCCCCCAGGGCUGUUCACACGUGGCACGCUACUGGGUCGGCUGCGACGCUCAGAGUCGCGCACGUCGCUGGGCAGCCAGCGCAGCCGCUUGAGCUUCCUGAAGAGCGAGCUGAGCUCGGGCGCCAGCGACGCAGCGUCCACCGGCAGUCUGGCCGAGGGCGCCGAGGGCCCCGACGACACGGCCGCGCCCUUCGAUGCCGACAUCGACGCCACCACCACGGAGACCUACAUGGGCGAGUGGAAGAACGACAGGCGCUCAGGCUUCGGCGUGAGCGAGCGCUCCAGCGGCUUGCGCUAUGAGGGAGAGUGGCUGGACAACCUGCGCCACGGCUACGGCCGCACCACGCUGCCCGACGGCCACCGUGAGGAGGGCAAGUACCGCCACAACGUGCUGGUCAAGGGCACCAAGCGCCGCGUGCUGCCGCUCAAGAGCAACAAGGUACGCCAGAAGGUGGAGCAUGGCGUCGAGGGCGCGCAACGGGCAGCAGCCAUCGCCCGCCAGAAGGCUGAGAUCGCCGCCUCCAGGACAAGCCAUGCCAAAGCCAAGGCUGAAGCAGCGGAACAGGCUGCCCUGGCUGCCAACCACGAAUCCAACAUUGCCCGCACAUUGGCCAAGGAGCUGGCCCCAGACUUCUACCAGCCAGGUCCUGAGUAUCAGAAGCGUCGGUUGCUCCAGGAGAUCCUGGAGAACUCGGAGAGCCUGCUGGACACCCCGGAGCGGGGUGCAGGCGCCGGCCUCCCCGAACGGCCCCGGGAGAGCCCGCAGCUGCACGAGCGCGAGACCCCACAGCCCGAGGGAGGACCCCCGUCUCCGGCUGGGACGCCCCCACAACCCAAGAGGCCCCGACCCGCAGCGUCCAAGGACGGCCCGCCGCCGGCGCCAUCGCGCGAGCCAGAGGUGGCGAUGUACCGUGGCUACCACAGCUACGCGGUGCGCACCGGCCCUCCGGAGCCGCCGCCCUUGGAGGACGAGCCUGAGCCGGAGGCCUCCGGAUCCAACUCCGCGCCCCCGUCCCCCUCUUCUGCCACCGCCCCAGAGGAACAGCCCUCGGCACCGCGAAGUCUGGUGCCCGCCACGCCCGCCACUCUGGAGCCCAAGCCCAUCGUUCCCAAAGCCGAGCCCAAGGCCAAGGCGCGCAAAACCGAGGCCAGAGGGUUGAGCAAGGUCAAGAAGAAGGGUCGUAAGGAGGUGGCACUGGCGGCAGAGGCCGAGGUGGAGGGGGAGGAGGUACCCAACACUGUCCUCAUCUGUAUGGUCAUCCUGCUGAACAUUGGUCUGGCUAUCCUAUUUGUUCACCUCCUAACUUGACCCUCAUCUACCAGAGCCAGGGGUUCCACUGAGGAUGCCAGGACCUGUCUUUCUGCAAUGCCAAGCAGGUGUCCCAGGAGGACUGGACCGUGGACCUGAAGCCUUGCUCGACCCACUCCAUGGGUGGCCUUCCCGUGAGCCCUGGGCGCUGGGGUGCCUGAGGAGAAUGUUUAGGUACCCUCCAGCACAAAGGACACCCUGAGAGAAGAAGAGUUCUGGUCGUCCCUACCCCCUUGACCUGCUCCUGCAUCUGUCCUCAGCCCUGCCUCGCCUUGCCCUGCCAGCGUUCCCUGGGAUUUUGUUUGUUUCGAGAGAUGUCACCCUAGAAAGAUAUUAAUACAAAUCUCUUCCUCUAUGUGCAACCACCAAUCUAGUGCUCUGGUUGAUGGCUUGAGGCCACCCAGGAAGAUGAGGGGCACAGAAGUCCCUUGGGUAGUGAAGGUGUGAAGACGCUGGGGUAGUGCAGUCCUCCCCAGUCCAUGUUGCUCCAGAGUUUAGAGAGUUCCGGAGGGCAGUGAAGGAAAUGAGAAUCCCAGUUGAGUAUAUCAUCGGGCAAUGCUCUGCAUUCUCCCACCAGUUCAGUUGGCAUCCCCUAGGACCAGCAGCAGGGGAGACCUGAGCAUCUGAGCCUUUGGCCAAGAAGUCACCUUCAGGAGUCUGCGGUGGGGUGGGAAGAAGGCAAGGCAUGUUGGUGAUGGCCCCUGAUUUUGAGUGAGCCUGGGCCUAAGGCUGGAGUUCAUCUGGGGUCACUGAUGUGUCCUGGGGUCAUUGUGUAGGAGCCCUAGGCCUGAGAGCUACAGCUACUGUGAUGUAUUGGCUUAGAGGAGCAUGGUGAUGUAUUAUGAGUGGGGAUCAGAGGGGCAUGGUGUGGACGCCUGUGGAAGUCAAGGCCUACAUCCCUGGCGCAUAUUCUCUGGCGGAGAGAGGCUGGAGACAAGCACUAUCCAGGAAGACAGGAGUCAGCCUGGACUCCAGCUGGGGGCAGCCUGUGCAGUACCGAAUUGUGCUUGGCAGAAGAUUUACUUGCAUGCACCUCACUUACAGACAUUUGCACCACACUGCGUGUUUGGGCCCUUGGACUUGCUGGGUGCAGCAUGGCAGCCCAGGACUUGUGGUCCCCUAUUCCCAGGAGGAUGGAAGGAAAUAGUUUCCAGGCCCCCCAAGCUGAGUUGGAGAAAACUGCUGACUCACUCUGACUUCAUUUCUUUGGACCUCUUGGACUUGCAUAGAAGCUGGGCCUCCUCUUAGAACAGUCUUGAACAUGGACAUUGGGGGGUCAGCUUCCUUUUCCUCUCAGUCCAUGAGCAUCUUCUCUUUGAGUGUCACGCUGGCUGUCCCCUGCACUGCUGGGGCUUGGUGACUUGGCUGGAAUCACUUUUCUACAGAGAGGAGCCUGCGGAUGUUCCUGUACUAGCCAGUGUGGGCAGGACUUUGCCUCUGGUUGGGUUUUCCUGGACUCUAGAGAAUAGGGAUGGGUGGGUGGAGGUUACUCAGGGUGACAGGACCCAGGCCUUGGCUCUGAGAUCAUUGCUCUACUAUGGGUUUUGUCCAACCCUGGGGACAAGCUUGUGACUGUCAAAGCUAUCAAGAUUGUUUUAGGAGGUAUGUAUGGUAUGGGAUGGGUUCAGGAUGCCAAGUCUGUGCCAAAAAUAAAUCUGCAUCUUCUCACAGCUCCA
Cricetulus griseus (Chinese hamster) is the source of this 3611-nucleotide messenger RNA. Lineage: Eukaryota; Metazoa; Chordata; Mammalia; Rodentia; Cricetidae. The record is from RefSeq and is a predicted model, not a curated record.